Messenger RNA from Tachysurus fulvidraco (yellow catfish), 2433 nucleotides. RefSeq names its product protein NLRC3-like. The transcript has 4 exons. The record is from RefSeq and is a predicted model, not a curated record. Lineage: Eukaryota; Metazoa; Chordata; Actinopteri; Siluriformes; Bagridae. Bases 16 to 2088 code for a protein of 690 amino acids.
UACUAAUAUUUAAAAAUGGAGACUCCUGAUCUGGACACAGAUAAUGUUUCUACACCAUCAAACAUCUGUAAACUCCAGGGAAAGAGAUCAGAAUCACCAACACACAGCUGUAUCUCCAUGAAGAGUGACUGGUCUAUGGAGCUUCCUCUGGGGUUUAAAGAUGGAGACUCAUCACUUCUACACAGUAAACUCCAGGGAAAGAGAUCAGAAUCACCAACACACAGCUGUAUCUCCAUGAAGAGUCAUGAGUCUAUGGAUCAUCAGGAGGUUAAAGCUGUAGACUCCUCACUUCUACACAGGUACGACCCAGAAUCUGCUGGUGGAAAUGAAUUCCAGAAAAAGUUCAAAUUAAAUCUGAUGAAGAAGUUUCAGUGUUUGAAUGGAGUGAUAAUAAACCUGGGAACCCAAACACUCCUGAAUGAGAUCUACACAGAGCUCUACAUCACAGAGGGAGACAGUGGACAAGUCAAUAAUGAACAUGAGGUGAGACAGAUGGAGGCAGCAUCCAGGAGAAGAACAACAGAGGAAACACCAAUCAAAUGCAAUGACAUCUUUAAGCCUUUAUCUGAACAAGACAAACCCAUCAGAACUGUGCUGACAAAGGGAGUCGCUGGCAUCGGAAAAACCGUCUCUGUGCAGAAGUUCAUUCUGGACUGGGCUGAAGGGAAAGUAAAUCAGGACGUCCACCGCAUAUUUCCACUUCCUUUCAGAGAGCUGAACUUGAUGAAGGACCAGAAACUGAGUCUGAUGGAGCUCCUUCAUGUCUUUUUUAAGGAAACAAAAGAAACAGAAAUGUUCAGUUUGGAAAAGGUUCUGUUCAUUUUUGACGGAUUGGACGAGUGUCGUUUUCCUCUAGAUUUCCAGAAGACAGUGAGAGUGUGUGAUGUAACUGAAUCAGCAUCAGUGCCUGUGCUGCUGAUAAACCUGAUCAAAGGGAAUCUGCUUCCCUCUGCUCUCAUCUGGAUCACCUCCAGACCUGCAGCAGCUGAUCAAAUCCCCUCUGAGUGUGUGGAUCGAGUCACAGAGGUACGAGGGUUCAAUGACCCACAGAAGGAGGAGUACUUCAGGAAGAGGAUCAGUGAUCAGAGCCUGGCCAAUAACAUCAUCACACACCUGAAGUCAUUAAGAAGCCUCUACAUCAUGUGUCACAUCCCAGUCUUCUGCUGGAUUACAGUCACUGUUCUAGAGAGAAUGUUGGGUGAAGCAGAGAGUGGAGAGAUCCCCAAGACUCUGACUCAAAUGUACACACACUUCCUCAUCAUUCAGACAAACAUCAUCAGAGAAAAAUACUCAAAGAAGCAGGAGAGUGAUGAAGAAAUGCUUCUUAAACUGGGACAACUGGCUUUUCAGCAGCUGAAGAAAGGGAACCUGAUCUUCUAUGAUGAAGACCUGAGAGAGUGUGGUAUUGAUGUGACAGAAGCAGCAGUGUACUCAGGUGUGUGUACUCAGAUCUUCAGAGAGGAGUUUGGGCUUCACCACAGUAAAGUGUACUGCUUUGUUCAUCUGAGCAUUCAGGAGCAUCUCGCAGCUCUGUAUGUGCACCUGACCUUCAUGAAGAAGAAGAGAAAUGUUCUUAAACAGAAUCAAGAUGCUAAACAUUGGAUGAAAGAAAAUACAAUCUCAGAUGUACACAAGAGUGCUGUGUAUCAGACUUUAGAAAGUCAGACUGGACAUCUGGAUCUUUUCCUUCGCUUUCUUCUGGGUCUCUCACUGGAGUCCAAUCAGAAACUCUUAUAUGUUUUAGUAACACAGACAGGAAGUAGCUCCCAGAGCAUAAAGGAAACAGUUCAGUACAUUAAGAAGAAGAUCAGUGAAGAUCUUCCUACAGAGAAAUCCAUCAAUCUGUUCCACUGUCUGAAUGAACUGGGUGAUGAUUCUCUAGUGGAGAAAAUCCAACACUACCUGAAAUCUGGAAAACAAAGUGAACUUUCUUCUUCACAGCUUUCUGCUCUGGUGUUUGUGUUACUGACAUCAGCACAGGAGCUGGAUGAGUUUGACCUGAGUAAAUAUACCAGUACAGAUAAGAUAACAGAAAAUGUUGUUCUGAAGAUGAUGCCUGUGAUUACAGCAUCCAGUAAAGCAAUGUAAGUAAAUGUGAAUAUAACUGUUCUACUGUUACAGUGUUAGAGAGAAACUGAACACACUCUAAUAUGGACUUUGGGAUGUUCUGACCUGAAGGUGAUACAGAGUGGAGUUCAUGUAAAUAGAUAAAUUAGGGAAUAAAAUCUGCAUUAAUAAAUGUAUGAUACUGAAGUGCAGCUAUUAAACAUGUAGAAGCAGGUGAUUACAUUUGAGGGAGUUUUGUAGUUUUGUAGUUAUGACUUAUCUUAAUAUCUUACAAUAAUGAUGAAGUUAAUGCAGGUUUUAUGUUGGAUGUUUGAUGUAUAUUAAACACACCUGUGUACCAGACAUAAAGAACCAGGUUUACUGCAG